Molecule: messenger RNA, 879 nt
Organism: Lecanosticta acicola
Lineage: Eukaryota; Fungi; Ascomycota; Dothideomycetes; Mycosphaerellales; Mycosphaerellaceae
Source: the annotation of a GenBank genome assembly
AUGGCCGCUCCCGACAACAACAUCGCGGGAAGACUUGUCCUGAUCACGGGUGCUUCAGGCGGGUAUGUAUCCAUUCCACCUAGUCCAUCAUCUCCAAACAACAACAACAACAACAACAACAACGACGAAGCUGACGGACCAUCCCACAGAAUCGGCUCCGCCUGCGCCAGACAAUUCGCCUCCCACGGCUGCCACCUAGCCCUCACGUACGCCUCCAACCGCGACGCCCUCGAAGCACUCGUCCAAGAACUCCAAUCCGCUCCCAAAAGCGGAGACGGCUCGUCGUCCAAGCAAGCCACCCCCCAACGCUUCACGAUCCACAAAGCCGACCUGGCCUCUGCCUCCGAACCCCUCGCCCUCUGCGAAGAGGUCCAGCGCCAACACGGCCGCGCGGUGGACAUCCUCAUCUCCAACGCCGGCUACGGCAAACGCAUCCGAGACGUCUCCGACAUCCCCCUCUCCGAAUUCGAACACACCCUCAACGUGAACCUCCGCGCGCCCUUCUUGCUGGUAAAAGGCGUCGUGGAGGGCAUGAAGGCGCAGAAAUGGGGGCGCAUCGUUUUCGUCUCCUCCAUCGCCGCCCAUGGAGGCGGCAUGAAUGGUUGUCAUUAUGCUGCGAGUAAAGGUGGCAUGAUGGGCAUGAUGAAGAAUCUGGCGACCAAUCUGGCGGCUUGGAAUAUUUCGGUCAACGAUGUCGCACCGGCCAUGGUGGGUAAUACGGGCCUCCUACCGAGUGGUGAUCAGUUCCCGGGCUUGGUCGACAGUAUUCCUUUGCAGAGACUCUGCGAGCCGGAAGAGGUGGCCAACGCCGUACUCUUCUACGCCCGCACGGGCUUUGCCACAGGGCAGAGCCUCAUUGUCGCGGGCGGGCUGAAGUGA